CGAUCUGUCAAAGUCUAAUGUCAAAGUUGUAAAUAAGAAAAUUAUUUCAACAUUAAAAUAGUUUUUAUUGUUAUAUUUUUAUUACAUUGUUAAAGUAUUAAUAACCACUGGUGCUUUAAAAAUAUUUAAAACCAUGAAUAAAGAGUGUAAGGAUGUUAUAUUAAAACACUUUGUUAAGCUGAUGGCAAAUUGUAAUAUUCACAUUCUAAAAAACCAUUUAAUCAACAAAGGAAUUUUUAAAGAAAAAGAAUGGGGAGAUAUAUUUGAGACAGAUGAUGCAAGGCACAAUAAAAGAAUGUUUUUCUUUAGUCUUUUUAAAAAAAAUAAUGCAUGGGUUCCUUUCUUAGAUGCAUUGCAAGAAUCUCACCAAGCCACCAUAGUUAAUUUACUCUGCAGAAAAGGGACAACCGUAUUUAAAUCUGAUAGUGAACCACCAGAACCUGAACUAUUAUUAAGCAAUCUUGAAAUUUCAGUAAACAAUACAACAACGCCACUACAAGUUCAAGUUAUCCAUUCUAAGCAGUUGUUUGAUACUGAAGAAAAAAAUAAGAAAAUAAGCUUUUAUAGUUCACGGUCUAAGAAAAGAGGCAGAGUACUUAUUAUUAAUAACUAUAAAUUUAACAACAAUAAUAAAUUCCCUUACAGAAAUGGAGCACUAGUUGACGAUGCGAAUUUAAAGGCAUUGUUUGAACAAAUGGGUGGAUGGGAUUUAGACUGCUAUCAUAAUAAGACUGCUUUGGAAAUGAUUAUGUUAAUACAAAAAUUUGCCGGAGAGGGAAAGCCUGACUAUGAUAUUUGCUGUAUGAUCAUUAUGAGCCAUGGUGGAGAGAUGAACAAUGAUACAUAUAUUUAUGGAAUAGAUGAAGAACAACAAUAUGAAUUAUCAAUAACCAAGAUAACAAAAUUCUUUACAAAUGAAAAUAGCAAAAGUUGGAGAGGAAAACCAAAAAUGUUGUUUUUUCCCAUAUGCAGGGGUGCAGAUAACCAGUUACCAAUAAAGCAUGAAUAUAGAACAGAGACUGAUUCUGCGUUUAAAAAUGUACCUGCAAACACUCCGACUGUAGCAAAUCUGAGAGCCGAAGAAGAUAUGUUAGUUGGAUUUUCAACAGCAAUGGUUUUUGAUGUUUUAGGUUACAAGGCUCAUAGAGAUCCUUAUUUGGGCUCUUGGUACAUUGAACUGCUCUGCCAAGAAUUCAUGAACCACGCUCAUGAGUAUUCUGUAACGGAGAUACUUCAACUUAUAGAUCAAGGAUUGAGACGAAGACUUUCUGAUCGUCUUACCAUGCAAACGGCGGAGUUUAGAAAUUUGGGUUUUAAAAAUCUUUAUUUGAAUCCCGGACUUUAUAUGGAAAACGGCGUAUUAAAACAUUUUCAUAGUGACUUAUAAAGGGAAAGUUCCAAGUGAAAAACUUACAGUGAAGUAAACGCUUCGGGUAUAAAUGGUACCUAUAUUUAUAAAAUUACUAAAAUAAAGAAAAUAUCCAAAAGGAUUACAAUUUUUAUCUGAAAGUUUUCAGACUUAUUGGACGAUCAUCAGUAAAAACUUGAGCAAUUGCGAAUAGUCACGAUAAAAUGCGAAAAAACCUUUCAAUUACAUUUUAAAUGUUGGAAAAGGUAAAAUUGUGUAUAAUGUCGAUGGUAUUAAAAAGAAUUCCGACGGAGCGUGGCGCGACUUUCUGAGUCAAAUGUAACAGGAAAAGAUAAAAGCUGAAGACGAGAUUCAACGUAACGUGAAAUAAAUUCAACGCAACGUGAAAUAGAGAAAUUUCUCUCAAAAUUGUAUGAUUUACGAUCCUUGAACAAAGAACAAAUCCCUUAUUUAUGGUUGUUUAUAGCAAGCGUGUAGUGUGUACGCUACACGUUUGCUAUAAAUAAGCAAUACAAUUGCUAAUUGCUAUACACACAAAAAGCGUGAAAGCAAACUUUUGUGUACGUUCGAAUUACAUUAUUAUUGUUGUACCAUUAGUUAAACACAACGUUUUAAAAACUUUUUGCCUCUUAUUAUUUUUUUGAUAAGCCAGUUUUUAUCGAGAUGCGGCUUCUUUUUUAAUAUGUUUACAUAAAAAUUUUAUGGGGGUUUUGUUCCUUUAAACCCACCAAAUGUUCAUGUACGUUCCAAUUAAACUAUUAUUGUGGUACCAUUAGUUAAGCACAGUGCUUUUAAAACUUUUUUGCCUCUUAGUAUUUUUUCGAUAAGCCAACUUUUCGAGAUGUGGUUUCUUUUUUAAUAUGGUUCAGAAUAUACCUAAAACUGUAAAUUAUGAAAAAUAAAUUCUCAUAUUAUUACCAGGUCCGUACGUUCCAAUUAAACUAUUAUUAUGGAACCAUUAGUUAAACACAGUGUUUUUAAAACUUUUUGCCUCUUAGUAUUUUUCGAUAAGCCAACUUUUCGAGAUGUGGUUUCUUUUUUAAUAUGGUUCAAAAUAUACCUAAAACUGUAAAUUAUAAAUAAAUUCUCAUAUUAUUACCAGGUCUCUAUAAUCGUACUUAACCAUAUACAAAUACUUGGUGGAUUUGACAAAUAUUCAAAAUAUCUCACGAAAGAGAAGUAGAGGAAAACCUCAAACUAGAUGGACUGAUGACAUCAAGCGAAUGGCUGCCACAAAUGGAUGUAAAAAAACAGCGAACAGAAAUGAGUGGACACAGCUAAAGGAGGCUUACAUCCAAAGAUGGAUGGAAUAGCUGUUGAUGAUGAUAUUGGCAACCAUUGGCAUAGAAUAGACGAAGAGGAUGAACUUCGGUAAGCUAAAGGAAUAGUCUCGAGAAAUAUCGGCACCAGCAAAUCAAUAGAGCCUGAUCGAAUAGGCAAGGGGAAGUCUGUGUCCAAUAACGUAUAGAGUAAGACAGGACGAACAUCUGUGUAUCAAAAAAUAAAACAAA
Diabrotica virgifera virgifera (western corn rootworm) is the source of this 2880-nucleotide messenger RNA. RefSeq names its product caspase-6-like. NCBI's taxonomy places the organism in Eukaryota, Metazoa, Arthropoda, Insecta, Coleoptera, Chrysomelidae. Gene Ontology annotation, molecular function: cysteine-type endopeptidase activity. Gene Ontology annotation, biological process: proteolysis. The record is from RefSeq and is a predicted model, not a curated record. The transcript has 5 exons. The coding region runs from base 134 to 1387 and encodes 417 amino acids.